CACAUCCCUUGUCCAACUCAUCACGACACACACAGACCUCCAGCAGCAUGUGAGUCGACAAGUUGUGUACACAGAGGAAGUCGAUAGAAAUGUUUAUAGCUAAAUAGAUUUGCUAAGAAUAAUAUCUAGCAGGCAAAGGCACUCAGACUACGCCAUGUCAAGUACAACAAUUGCAAAUACCGGCUUUUAAAGCAGGAUAUGUCGGUAGACUGAUUUUUAACUUGCAGUUGCAUGCCAGCUAACUUAACGUUAACAAGACCAAAAAAAGCAACCUGUUGGAGUUAUCAGGGAGCUGAAUGGCCUCUGUGGUGGCCUCUGUUGUGACUGUGAAAACCGAGAAGCGACCAGCUCAUGCUGAUACUCAGGAUGUUGACUCCAACACCAAAAAACCCAGGAUUUGGGAACCAUCAAUGGAACCAUCACUCAAUCUCUGCCUGCCCCAAAGGAAACUGCUGCCCAGCCUGAAGACCAAGCGGGCGCCCGAGCUGGUCCUAGUUAUUGGUACAGGGGUGAGUUCAGCUGUGGCCCCUCAGGUCCCCGCGUUGCGCUCCUGGAAGGGUUUGAUCCAGGCCUUGUUGGACGCGGCCAACGACUUUGACCUCCUCGAGGAAGAGGAGAGUAGGCGUUUUCAGAAGAGCCUGCAGGAGGACAAGAACCUAGUCCACGUGGCUCAUGACCUCAUCCAGAAGCUCUCUCCGAGAACAGGCAAUGUGCGGUCCACCUUCUUCAAGGACUGCCUGUACGAGGUGUUUGACGAUCUGGAGUGUAAGAUGGAGAACGCGGGGAAGCACCUUCUCCGCUCCGUACUGCAGUUGAUGGAGAGUGGCGCGCUGGUUCUCACCACCAACUUUGACAACCUGCUGGAGAUCUACGCAGCCCACCAGGGAUCGAAGCUGGAGUCUCUGGACCUAACUGAUGAGAAGAAGGUCCUGGAGUGGGCUCAGGGGAAGAGAAGUUUGAGUGUUUUGCACAUUCACGGCGUUUACACGAAUCCCAGCGGUAUUGUACUGCACCCUGCUGGCUACCAGAAUGUACUGAGGAACACGGAGGUCAUGAGGGAGAUCCAGAAACUGUAUGAGACCAAGUCGUUUGUGUUCCUGGGCUGCGGGCGCACGGUGGACGACACCACCUUCCAGGCUCUGUUCCUGGAGGCGGUCAAACACAAGUCGGACCUGGAGCACUUCAUGCUGGUGCGGCGUGAGGACGUGGGAGAGUUCAAGAAGCUGCGGGACAACAUGCUAGACAAGGGCAUCAAGGUCAUCUCUUACGGCAAUGAAUAUUCCGACCUGCCUGAGUACUUUGAACGGCUGGCCAACGAGAUCUGCAACCGCGACGCUGUCACUAACGGCUGGGGAUCUCCCUCCCAAGAAGAACAGGAAACCCAGAAUGGCUUUCAUUCACAGAAAAGCCUCCAAGACUAUCCUUCUUGACAGGCACAAAACAGACAGGAGUAUCAGUCAUUUUCAUCCACAGUUCCUUCAGUCCACUUCUACUCAGGUUUCAUUAGAUCUACUACUACUCCGCCAGGCAAAUAUGGGCCAGAAGAGACCCAUGUUACUACUCUAGUCACCCGCUUAUUGUUUUUAUUUUCACCUUUACCGGUUGUCAUGACAAAAGGAAAGACCCAGCCAAGGAGCUAACAGGAAAGUAAACUGUUAAAGCAGCUGGCAACCCAAUCUAAGUGUUUCCCUACACCCUAACAUCUGGAAUAGGAUGUUGGCAAGGGAAAUGGAAGACUGAUGGAUGUGUGAAGUAGGGAUGCCGUAAGGACGUCCCUGACCUGGAUUCUCGCUCAACAUAAUUUGGAAAUGAAUCCUGUCCUGAAUGAAUGGCUGCAGAGUCCUGAGGACCUAGAUAUGCUAAAGACUCCCUGAAUUUGAAGAGAAGCAGGCGUGGCAAAAAUGUAGCACAACAUAUCCACAUCAGAGGAGGCUGGUGGAAUGCGCUAUAGAAGGAUGGCUCAUUGUAAUGGCUUGAAUGGAACUGGGUCAAACGUGGUUUUCAUAUGUUUGAUACCGUUCCAUUUAUUCCAGACAUUAAUGAGCCUGUCCUAUAGCUCUUCCCAUCCUCCCCUGUUUAGGAUCAACUAUGCGGUGCUCUUAUGAAACUGUCAAGUCUCAAAGCAUACAGCAUCAAUAGGCGUUAACUAUGUAGUCUCUGAAAAUAAUGCAUGACAUGCUAACUUGAAAGCAGCUAGUUCAAUCUGUGAAGCAGUUAAGGAUGGUAACAUGUUGAAAGGUUUUUGAGAAUCUUGUCUGCAGGUUCAGCAGAGUGACAUCCAUUGAGUUAGAUGAGGCAUCUUUAAAGUAACAAUCACUUGGCCACUCGUGCUGAAAAAAAAUAGUAUACUGUCCUUUUAUAAGGCUUUUGGAUUUUUAAUACUGCAUGUUUUGUGAAAUCUGUAGGUAUUUGUGCUAUAUAAAAAUAAAACUUUGGUAUCAUACAGUGCAUUCGGAAAGUAUUCAGACCCUUGACUCUUUCCACAUUUUGUUACAGCCUUAUUCUACAAUGGAUUAAAUAUUAUUUCUACACACAAUACCCAAUGACAAAGCAAAAACAGGUUGACAAUUUUGCAAAAGUAAAAAUAAACUUACAUAGGUAUUCAGACCCUUUACUCAGUGCUUUGUUAAAGCACCUUUGGCAGCGAUUACAGCCUUGAGUCUUCUUGGGUAUGACUCUACAAACUUGGCAUAUCUGUAUUUCGGGAGUGUCUCCCAUUCUUCUCUGCAGAUCCUCAAGCUCUGUCAGGUUGGAUGGGGAGUGUCGCUGCACAGCUAUUUUCUGGUCUCCAGAGAUGUUCGAUCAGGUUUGGAUUUCGGGAGUGUCUCCCAUUCUUCUCUGCAGAUCCUCAAGCUCUGUCAGGUUGGAUGGGGAGUGUCGCUGCACAGCUAUUUUCUGGUCUCCAGAGAUGUUCGAUCAGGUUUGGGCUGGGCCACUCAGAGACUUGUCCCGAAGGCACUCCAACAUUGUCUUGGUGUCAUUGGCCUGUUGGAAGGUGAACCUUCGCCCCAGUCUGAGGUCCUGAGCGCUCUGGGGCAUGUUUUCAUCAAGGAUCUCUCUGUACUCUCCUUUGUUCAUCUUUCCCUCUAUCCUGACUAGUCUCCCAGUUCCUGCCGCUGACAAACAUCCCCACAGCAUGAUGCUGCCCCCACACUUCACUGUAGGGAUGGUGCCAGGUUUCCCCCAGACGUGAUGCUUGGCAUUCAGGCCAAAGAGUUCAAUCUUGGUUUCAUCAGACCAGAAAAUCUUGUUUCUCAUGGUCAGAGUCCUUCAUCUGCCUUUUGGCGAACUCAAAGCAGGCGGUCAUGUGCCUUUACUGAAGAGUGGUUUCUGUCUGGCAACUACCAUAAAGGCCUGAUUGGUGGAGUGCUUCUGGAAGGUUCUCCCAUCUCCACAGAGGAACUCUGCAGCUCUGUCAGAGUGACCAUUGAGUUCUUGGUCACCUCCCUGACCAAGGCCCUUCUCCCCCGAUUGGUCAGUUUGGCUGGGUGGCCUGCUCUAGGAAGAGUCUUGGGUGGUUCCAAACUUCUUCCAUUUAAGAAUGGAGACUGUUUUCUUGGGGACCUUCAAUGCUGCAAUCCUGUCUGAGCCCUACGGACAAUUCCUUUGACCUCAUGGCUUGGUUUUUGCUCUGACAUAUUGUCAACUAGGACCUUAUAGACAGGUGUGUGCCUUUCCAAAUCAUGUCCCAUAAAUUGAAUUUACCACAGGUGGGCUUCAAGUUGUAGAAACAGCUCAAGGAUCAGCAUGCAUUAAUUGUCUCAUAGUAAAGGGUAUGAAUAGUUAUUCACACAAGGUCUGUUCAUCUUUAAAUUAGAACAUUUCUAAACCUGUUUUGGGGUGUAGAUUGAGGGAAUUAAAUCAAUUUUAGAAUAGGGCUGUAAAAUAAAAUGUGGAAAAGGGGGCUGAAUACUUCGCGAAUGCACUGUACACCAGUUGCCACCCGACUCUUCCUGUUGCAACACUUUUCCAUGUUGCCAAGAGAUUACAUUUUGCCUUUGUUAUCCAGACCACACUAUCAGCAUUUAUGUUCCAAGGUUGGAAUUGGAAAACGUAUAAACACAAGCUGUAAGUUGCUACAGGUUAUUAUAGCAGCUUUAUUUAGAAAUGUUUACAUUCUCAAAUUGACAUCUAUAUAGCACUACUGCAAAUUAUAGGGAUUGGAAAAAUGUAAGACAUUUUUUGACCCUUUGUUAUUUUGUUUUAAAAAUGACAAAGGGGUAGAAAGCUAUUGCUCCAGUUGUCCAGAGACCUUUGACGUCUCUGGACUUUUAACCCCACAUGUAAUAACCCAUGUCUCUUCACCUCCACCAAAUUGAAGGGGCAUUGAACUCUCCAAUUGCGGGGGCAUCGGGGGGGUUAUAGUGGUCCAUCAUGGAGAGCAAGAGAAACAGAAGAUAGUUGCUGGAUGUAGUGCAGGCUUAUUGAUGUUUUAAGCAGACUGUCACCCCUGCAGUGGUGAUGCUUCAGGGAGACGGGAUAGGCACUAUGAUCACUAAGCUUUACUCAGGGACAGGGUGGCUGCUGAAACGUGUCACCUCCAGCAAGCAUUCAUACCUGACAUUUUCUCAUUGAAGUGAAGGGGAAAAAAGACACCAAAUGCCAGGAAGUGAAUUUGACAUCCUCUAUUUGAUCGGAUAUAAAGUCAGGAAAUGUCUCGUUUUACUUCACCACAUUUUAAAGCUAAACAAAAUUGAGGUACUUUUGAAUUUGGACCAACAGUUUACAGAGGAUGCAAGAGACCUUAGUGCCAUUUCUCGCUUUCUAAAUGUUGCUUAAAAGUCAACAACCGCCCCGUUCCCAGACGGAGCUGGGAGGAAGCCUGUGAGUUUUGCGUUUGGUGCCAUGUGGAGGAUCAUAGUUAGGAUGUGAACUGCAGGACAGGGUUAGCAGGACCGGACAUCUCAAAGUGCAGUGUUUGGUUGGCUUUGUCACGAUGGUGAACACAGAUGCAGGCAGCAGCCACUCAGGCCUUCAUAAGGGCGCCCACCACAGCGCGGGCAUUGAGGCUCCGCAGGUCAUUGUAGGUCUGGCCCGUGCCGACAAACACAAUGGGCUGUCCUGUGAUGUAGGUCAUUGAGAUAGCAGCGCCAACCUGAAGGGAGGAGUGACGUCAGCUUUGCUACCACAAACCACGCAGACUUCUGUUCUUACACAUUCCGAUUAGGACGUCAUAAACAGCGUUUAAAAGCUUUGACUAACAUCAAACAAUUGUCUCAAAACUCUGACAUUUUGUUAAGUGACUUCUGUUAACCCAUAAGUCUAAGCUGGGGGGGGGGGGUUCUAAGCUAUAUGGAAUUGUUUUAAGAUGGUCAGACCAAGGAUGAGUUUUAAUUUUAAGACCCCUUGAAGUAUAACAAUAUAUACAGUACCAGUCAAAGUUGACUCAUUCUAGGGUUUAUUUUUACUAUUUUCUACAUUGUAGAAUAUUAGUUCAGACAAACUAAUAACACAUAUGGAAUCAUGUGGUAUCCAAAGUGUUAUUUCAGAUUCUUCAAAGUAGCCACGCUUGGCAUUCUCUCAACCAGCUUCAUAAGGUAGUCACCUGGAAUGCAUUUCAAGUAACAGGUGUACCUUAAGUUUAUUUGUGAAAUUUCUUUCCUUAAUGUGUUUGAGAAUCAAUUGUGUUGUGACGUUGUAGGGGUGGUAUACAGAAGAGAGCCCUAUUUGGUAAAAGACCGAGUCCAUAUUAUGGCAAGAACAGCUCAAAUAAGCAAAGAAAAACAGUCCAUCAUUACUUUAAGACAUGAAGGUCUGUCCAUCUGGAUAAUUUCUUCAAGUGCAGUCACAAAAACCAUUAAGCGCUAUGAUGAAACUGGUUCUCAUGAGGACCGCCACAGGAAAGGAAGACCCAGAAUUACCUCUGCAGCAGAGGACAAGUUAAUUACAGUUAACUGCACUUCAGAUUGCAGUCCAAAUAAAUGCUUCAAAGAGUUCAAGUUAGACACAACUGCAUGAAGUCAGGUCUUCAUGGGAAAAUUGCUGUAAAGAAACCACUACUAAAAGGACACCAAUAAGAGACAUGAUUGAGCCAAGAAACACGCGCAAUGGACAUUAGACAGGUGGAAAGUCCUUUGAUCUGACGAGUCCAAAUGUUUGGUUCCAACCUCUAUCUUUGUGAGACGCAGAGUAUGUGAAUGGAUGAUCUACACGUGUGGUUCCCACCGUGACACAUGGUGGUGUGAUGGUGGUUUGCUGGUUACACUGUCGGAUUUAUUUAAAAUUCAAGGCGCAUGGCUACCACAGCAUUCUGCAGCACUCCCAGUUACGCCAUCCUAUCAUUUGUUUUUCAACAGGACAAUGAUCCAAAACACACCUCCAUGCUGGGUAAGGGCUAUUUGACUAAGGAGAGUGAUGAGGACCUGUCCUCCACAAUCACCUGACCUUAACACAAUUGGGAUGAGUUGGACAACAGAGUAAAUGAAAAGCAGCCAACAAGUGCUCAGCAUGUGGGAACUCCUUCAAGACUGUUGGAAAAGCAUUCCAGGUGACUACAUCAUGAAGCUGGUUGUGUGUGGAAAGCGCUCAUUAAGCCAAAGGGUGGCUACUUUGAAGAAACUCACAAUAUAUUUUGAUUAGUUUAACACUUUUUUGGUUACUACAUGAUUCCAUGUGUUAUUUUAUAGUGUUGAUGUCUUCACUAUUAUUCUACAAUGUAGAAAAUAGUAAAAAUAAAGAAAAACCCUUAAAUGAGUAGAUGUGUCCAAACUUUUGACUGGUACUGUAUAUAUUAGAUUAUUUUUGGCCUUACUGCUAUUAGCCCAUACAAAUUGAUUAAAUAACAGACUCACAACAUGGAACAGAUAGUCCCAACAAAAUAUAAAAAUGAAGUUUGUUCUGAAGUGUCUGUCCUAUAUCUGAGGGAUAAGAAAGAUCAGGAAACUUUUUAUUUUUACAUGUAUUUAAUGGCAUACAAACCUUGUCAUCAAUGGUGUCAAACUUGGUGAGAACGAUCCCAUCAAUGAGACGUGGCUUAUCAGACAUGGAGUGAUCAGCCAGCGCCUGGUUAAAUUUCACCUGAAAGUAAAGUAUCGCACUCGUUGUGGAGUGCAACAGACAGCUAAGCAAAUCAACAAACAGUUACAGUAAGUGGCAGGUAGCCUAGCGGUUAAGCAGAGUGGGUGAGUAACGGAAAGGUCUCUGGUUCGAAUCCCCGAGCGACUAGGUGAUAAAUAUGUUGAUGUGCCCUUGAGCAAGGGACUUGAACCCUAAUUGCUCUUGUAAAGCACUCUGUAUAAGAGUGUCUGCCAAAUGACUUAAAUGUAAAAUGUGCCAUCUGCACAACAUUGAAAAAUAUAAUCCAAUAGCAUAGCCCAUUUCAACUUUCUAGGGUUGUAAGUACAGCUAAAGCUCGCUUUUUUAUGCCAUUUUAAUCCUUGGAUGGGCCGCCUAAGCGUUUUUUUUUUUCAGAUCACCUAAAUCCAAAGUGUAAAAAAAGCUCUAGAAGUGAAACGUUCUCAGCUCCAUGACAGAAUAUGUAGAAUUACAAUAAAUUAGUUUUAAAACCGGAAUAAAAAAUUUGCUUCGCUCCAAUAUUCAACAAUUUUAGGAAAUUGGCUUAGAAAUGCAGGAUGCAACCCAGGUUUAAAAUCCCCAUGCGAAUUUAUUUGGCAGUCCGUUUUUUUUAUCUUCUAGGGAUCUGAGUGUCAGAGGCUGAUUAAACAGUAUGAUGUUAUAUGUUCUAAAAGGACUCUUACUAGCUGGUCCACAGCCUCGUUGCCCACUAGCGCCUCCCCCACAAACAGCACCAGGUCAGGCAUGUUGACAGCUAUCAGCUUGGCCAGGGCCGUCAUCAGUGGGGUGUUGUCCUGCAUCCGUCCAGCUGUGUCCACCAGCACCACAUCAAAGGCCUGGUUACGGGCUGGACAGAGACGGGGAGACAAAGGAGGAUUUCUUCACUUGGUUGAAUGGAUGUCUGGCAUGGUCCGUAAACUCAGUUUAUAUGUGAUAAAUUAAGAAGCAUUCGUGAACCCCUCCUGCAUAUCACCAUACAGUUAAUUGAGAUCAGACAACAGAGCGAUUGCAUACUAUGGGGCUAAAAUGAUCUAAUAUAUGAAUGGCAAGCUGGGGCAUGGUAUGGUUACCAUAGGCGAUAGCCUCCAUGGCGAUGCCAGCGGCGUCCUUCCCGUAGCCUUUCUCAUAAAGCUGCACUACAGGCCGUCCCCCGUCGUCCUGAGGGGGGUGCAGGGAGUUAAGGCGGCGCUGGUGGGUACGCAGCUGCUCCACGGCCCCCGCACGGAAUGUGUCACAGGCUGCUAUCAGCACGGUGAAACCGUUCUCGAUUAGCCAGAAAGAGAUCUGCACACAGAGGAUGGAGGGUUUCAGCAAAUAAAACUAUUUUCCCUGCUGGUUUUUCUGUGGUCUGAAUGGGGACUUACUAGGUUAUCGGUGGCCUAUGUAUCUAGGUCAUAGUACAGCCAGGAAAGUCCCAACCAGGACCUGGUUUGGUUAAAUGGAUGCAACCCAGGUUUAAAAUCCCCAGCAAUACCAAUCUUUUCAAUAUAAUGGAUUAACAGGAAGAAAAAAAACAUUGACACACUGGUGGAUCUAACCUUGGCGAGGUUGGUGGACUUGCCAACCCCGUUGACCCCACAGAAGGUAAUGACGAAGGGCCUGCGCUGGCUCUGAGCCUCCAAGACGUCUCUCAGGAUGUCCACACGCCGCUUGGGUUGCAGGAUCUGUACCAGGGAGUCCUGCAGGGCCCCCUUUACUGUUGAUGCCACAGCUAGAGAGAGAGGGGAGGGCUUUAUCAGAGCAAGAUGUAUACUCUGAACUGUUGUGCAGUGUCUUCGCAUCUCUUUGGGGGAGAGAAGUCCAUCUAGUUCACUUCAAUCUCUCCACAGGUAAACUCAUUCUAAUGUGGACUUAUUCUAUUCUGGCUGGGUGGGUGGAAGACAAUUGUACUCACUGGUGAAGGUACCCAUGACUUUGCCCUCCAGUUUCUUGGCUACAGAGUCACAGAGUUGGGAGGCAAUUUCAGCUGCUACAUUCUUAGCUGCAAAAAAAAUUGAUGACAUAAGUAUUCAUUGAAUACAAGUCGACUGUGAAGCUUUUCCCUCAGGUGAACUAGGACAUGAACAAAUCAAGGUUGGCUAGUUAUGUACACUCCCUUAUGUAUUUGGACAGUGAAGAUAAAACAUUUGUCUCUAUACUCCAGCAUUUUGGAUUUAAGAUUAAAUGUUUCAUAUGAGGCGACAGUACAGAAUGUCACCUUUUAUUUGAGGGUAUUUUCAUACAUAUCUGUUUAAGCAUAUAGAAUUGAAAGCACUUUAUGCAUCUACUCCCCCAUUUGAAGUACAUGUGGAUGCUACCAUGAUUACAGAUAAUCAUGAAUUAAUCAUUAAUAAUGAUGAGUGAGAAAGUUAGAAGCACAAAGAUCAUACCCCCAAGGCAUGCGGACCUCUCACAAUUACCAAUAACAAGGGAGGUAUGAUAUAUAUAUAUAUAUCCCUCUAACUUUCUCACUCAUUAUUCACAAUUCAGGAUUAUCCGUAGUCAUGGUAGCAUCCACAUUAAUGUAUAAGUGUUCAAGAACAUUAUUAUUUUCACCAUAAGUGACUCCAAAAUGACAAUACAUUAUUUACCAUUAUUUUCUAUUGUCAGCAACAUAAUCUGUAACACAACAAACUUUAAAUGCAGCCAACAAGUUUGUAACUUGAUGUCAUUGCACGCUAGGAAUAUGGGACCAAUACUAAACUUUUGACUACCCCACAAGUUAAUUAUUUCAAAUACGUACGACACCUUCAAAUGGAGGGACUAGAUAUAUAGUGCUUUCAUUUCUAAAUGUUAAAACAUAUGUAUGAAGAUACCCUAAAAAAAUUAAAAAAGACAUUCUGUACGGUCACCUGAUAUGAAACAUUUGAUCUGAAAUCCAAAAUGCUGGAGUAUAGAGACAAAUGUAAAGUUUUAGCUUCACUGUCUAAAUAAAUACAUAGGGGAGUGCAUGUGUUAAACUGAUACUGUAGUGUUGAACAGAGGAGUCCAUACCAAUGAGGUGGUCUCUCAUCUUGUCCAGAACUGGCUCCAUGUCCUCCUGGCUCAGACUCUUGGAACCCACCAGGCCCUUGAGCAUCCCAAACAUCCCCCCAAAAGUACCCUUUUUGGGGCUAAAAAAAAAUUUAAUGGAUACUUAUGUCAGGUGCAACAGGGCACAACGUCCCAUUCAAAGCUUCCAUUGCUCAGCCAUGCUUCUUAAUAUCUGACACAUGUAAUAAUCUAAGUGUCUCACAUUUGUUUGCUUGUGUCAGCAACUACCACCCUCUCCACCGCAUCUUCCUCCUCAUCCUCGCUGGACUCGUAAUCCACAGCGAGCAGGUCUCCCUUCAUCGAGCUCAGCUGCAUCCCCUGGACAACAAGACACGACUUUAUUAAGAUGUGCAAUUCCUAUAAACUAAGCACUUCUACACCACAUGGGCCUUAUUUAUUAAGGUACCAACAGAGCAUCCCUGAAGGCUAUUAGCUCUAGUCUGGUUAAACCAGUGACCACUACACUCACAAUUGUUUCACUUUCCAAAUAAUGUGAGCACAGAUAUUCACUCUGGUACAACCAGGCAAUAUUAGCUCUGCUGCGCUCAAACCCAACAGGCACAUACCGGGUCAGCUUGAGCAUCCAGGACAUGGUCCCCAGUAGCAUGGGCACCGUUGCCAUUGCGCUGGCUGUAGUCCAGUUCCUUGGUGCUGCUGCCACCCAAGGUCCACACCCGCUUCUCUUUCCCCUUGGUUUUCUCCUUCGCAGGUUUGGGGGACUUACUGAAAGGCAAGAAACAAUGUGACUUUCAGUACUGAAACAACUGUCAGUAACAUUCUGAAUUAGAACUUUAACCACAUUGUGUUCCAUUCCUCCCCCUACUCACCUGGGCUUCUCCGCAGGUGCCCACAUGCGCUUGCGUAUAAACUCCUCUCUCUUCUUCUGAAUGAUCUCCUCCUGGGUCAAGCCCUGGUUACCAUUCUCCACUGUCUUCUGGGCACUGGCUGGAGCCUUGGCUUGUUCCCCUUUCACAGGCUCAGCAGCAGGAGCUGGGGGGAAGAUUUCAGAAACUAACCCCUGCCAUACAAAACAUUAUCAAUGUCCCCAUGAAAUUAAAACAAGAAAAAAAUAUGGGACUGGUUUCAAACCGAAAUUGUGUAAGGAAGAACCAUGACAAAGUGCUUGUAUUCCAACAAAACCUCCAUAAUAACCACAUCAAACCCUUACCUUCUUUUUUGGCAUUCUUAUUCUUCUUUCCACCCUGUUCCUUGCCCUUAUCCCCUCCCUUUGUCUCGAUCAUGGACUUCACAGUUUUCUGGGAUUUCAGGGAAGCAUUGAAGCUCCUCAUGGAGGUAGGACCUCGAGCUUUGCUGCUCUCCUCCGCCUCACUAGAGCACAACAGGACAGUAACAGAAUCAAAGCACGAAGCAUUUGACUUGAAGUAUUGUGAAAUUAUAUUUCAUACAAGUAGCCUACUGGUCCUUGUAGACCUGUGGGCUGACAAUUCAACAGCUGGUUGUGUGAGAUUCAGCAUAGCAAAUUAGUUUGAAAGUAUAAUAUUAUCUCUUUAUGCACCAUUAGUUCAGCUCUGUAUGCAGUAUCAGCCCUAAGAUGUGAAACUGCUUACCAAAGAAGCAUUUUGAAGUCAUCCUCAAAUGCAAAACAGCUGCUCAACAGUGUACGGGCCCCCUUUUGCUCCAGCUCAUUCUUAUAGCGAUCCCUGAAGUGGAGCUGUACAUCAUCUAUGAACUUGUCAACAUACGACAGCGUCAGGAUUUUUUGAAAACCCACC
Molecule: messenger RNA, 11759 nt
Organism: Salvelinus fontinalis (brook trout)
Lineage: Eukaryota; Metazoa; Chordata; Actinopteri; Salmoniformes; Salmonidae
Product: protein FAM118B-like
Exons: 8
Coding region: 297-1430 (377 amino acids)
Source: RefSeq, a predicted model, not a curated record